Harpia harpyja (harpy eagle) is the source of this 8633-nucleotide messenger RNA. It is a transcript of the gene NHS, whose product is annotated as NHS actin remodeling regulator. Lineage: Eukaryota; Metazoa; Chordata; Aves; Accipitriformes; Accipitridae. The transcript is spliced from 9 exons. The coding region runs from base 330 to 5120 and encodes 1596 amino acids. Gene Ontology annotation, biological process: cell differentiation; lens development in camera-type eye. The record is from RefSeq and is a predicted model, not a curated record.
CUCGCGGCCGCGGGAUUCCUCUCUCCGGGUUUUCGGGCCCCCCCUUCACACCCGCCGCCGGAGCGGGACGGCGUGCGAGCGAGCGAGCCAGCCAGCGCGGAUGCGCCCCGGCUCCCCGCGGCGGCGGCGGCGGUGGAUGCUCGGCGGCGCGGCGGCCGCUCCGCAGCCCAGGAGCCCGGCGCAGAGAGGGAGCGAGGCGAUGAGCCGCCCGCCGGCGGCCGCCCGCGAGUGACGGCGGCGGGGCAAGGCGCGGCGGCGAGGAGGAGGAGGGCAGCGAUCCCCGCCAGUGCCCGCGGGAGCCCGGGAGAGCCCCGGCCGAGGGCUCGGCCAUGCCCUUCGCCAAGCGGACCGUGGAGCCGCAGCGGCUGUGCCGGCGGCAGCCCGCCGCCUCCGUGCUGGAGGAGAGCUGGGGCGCCGAGCCGCCGCCGCCGCCGCCGCGGGACCCGCCGCCGGAGGAGCCGGGGACGGCGGGCGAGGGCGCGGAGGCGGCCGGCGGCGGGGAGAGGGAGGCGGCGGCGGUGCUGAUGGUGCUGGACCUCUGCUCGGUCAGCAACGUGGCCCUGUCGCGGAUCCUCCGGCAGCUCUCCGACGUGGCCCGGCACGCCUGCACCCUCUUCCAGGAGGUCGAGGCGGACAUCCAGGGCACCCACCGCCGCGUCCGGGCGCUGCACGGCCGCAUCGCCGGUCUCCAGGGAGCCGUGCGCGGCCUCGACCCCAAGCAGGAGGCAGUGCCUGUCUCCAACCUGGAUGCAGAGAGCAAACUGAGUGUCUAUUACCAAGCACCUUGGAAUCAGCAAAGAAACAUCUUCCUCCCCUCCACCAGACCGCCUUGCGUGGAGGAGCUGCACCACCACGCCAAGCAGCACCUGCGAGCCUUGCACAGAGAACAUCGAAACCGAGGUGAUAACAGAGAGCAAAAAGUCCAAGGCCCCAUCACUGUGGUGGCUCCUCCCUUUCCUCCCUUCCCUGCAAUCUGCAGUCAAAAGAGGCAAGCGAUAAAGGACCGGCACUUGCUACCAUUUAACAGCACCCGUUCGCCCUCCCCAAUUGAGUGUUGCCACAUGACCCCCUGGAGUAGAAAGUCCCAUCCACCAGAGGACGAAGAUACAGAUGUCAUGUUAGGGCAGAGGCCGAAAAAUCCAAUACAUAAUAUCCCUUCUACACUGGAUAAACAAACCAAUUGGAGUAAAGCACUACCUCUCCCAACUCCAGAGGAGAAAAUGAAACAAGAUGCCCAAGUGAUUUCUUCUUGCAUUAUCCCCAUCAAUGUCACUGGAGUUGGUUUUGACAGAGAGGCUAGUAUACGCUGCUCUCUUGUUCACUCACAAUCUGUACUACAGCGGAGACGAAAGUUGAGGAGGAGGAAAACCAUCUCUGGCAUCCCCAGAAGAGUGCAACAAGAAAUAGAUUCAGACGAGUCGCCGGUGGCGAGAGAGCGCAAUGUGAUUGUGCAUGCAAACCCGGACUUCUCCAGCUCUGGCAGUAGGAGGUCGGGGACCCGGGACUCGGAGUGCCAGACGGAAGAAAUCCUGAUAGCUGCUCCCUCCCGGCGGCGGAUCCGCACCCAGAGGGGGCAGAGCGUCAUUGCCUCCCUCUCCCACUCCGCUGGCAACAUCUUGGUGCUGGCAGACAAUGGGGAUGCUGUCUUUGCUGCUGCUGUAAGCAACCGCAUCCGCUCGCGGAGCCUUCCUCGCGAGGGUGCCCGGGCCAGCGAGGGCCAUCAGGAUGCCACCACCAAGAGUGCAGGGUACAAAGCAGAGUGCUUCCUAGCUGGCCAGGAGAGGAUCCCGAAAAAGGGGAAGGAAGUCUUGAGCAAGCAGGGUUCACAAGAGCACCAGCCCAUCGGUUUAACUUGUCCUCAGCACCUGCACAGCCCCGAACACAGCAUCGGCGAGAGGGGGAGAUCGCGGCUGUCAAGGAUGGCUGAUUCAGGCAGCUGCGAGAUUUCGUCCAACUCGGACACCUUUGGGAGCCCCAUUCACUCUAUCUCCACGGCAGGAGUCCUGCUCAGCAGCCACAUGGACCAGAAAGAUGACCACCAGUCCUCCAGCGGCAACUGGAGCGGGAGCAGCUCCACGUGUCCCUCCCAGACGUCUGAAACCAUUCCUCCUGCCGCCUCUCCUCCGCUGACAGGCUCUUCGCACUGUGACUCUGAGCUGUCACUCAACACUGCUCCCAAUGCCAACGAGGACUCCAGCGUCUUCAUCACGGAGCAGUUUGGUGACCACGCCGAUAAGGUCAGGGGCCACAGGGCAAGCUCCUUCACCUCCACUGUGGUGGAUUUACUGGAUGACCCCAACAACAGCAACACGAGCGACAGCGAGUGGAACUACCUGCACCAUCACCAUGAUGCCUCCUGUCGCCAGGACUUCAGCCCCGAGCGCCCAAAGGCCGACAGCCUGGGAUGCCCCAGCUUCACCAGCAUGGCCACCUAUGACAGCUUCCUUGAAAAGUCCCCCUCUGACAAGGCAGACACUAGCUCACACUUUUCCGUGGAUACAGAAGGAUACUAUACCUCCAUGCACUUUGACUGUGGUCUCAAGGGUAAUAAAAGCUAUAUUUGCAACUAUGCAGCCACAGGCUCUGAGAGUGGCCAGACUGGGAGCAUGACCUCCAGCCUGGCUGACUGUGCCUGGCAGGAGUGCAUGAGCCACAGGAGACAGGGACGGCAGAGCAUCUCACUGAAGAAACCAAAGGCAAAGCCAGCCCCACCAAAACGCAGCUCGUCUUUGAGGAAAUCAGAGGGCAGCACUGACCUUCCUGACAAGAAAGAACCAAAGAUCGGUGGCGGGCAGCACAUCUCUCACACUGCCAGGGAGAUGAAGCUGCCCCUUGAGUUUUCAAACACACCCUCCCGAGUGGAAGGCCCCAACCUGCCAGCCAAGCAGGAGCUCCCCUGGGCGAACCAGAGCGACGGCGAGUUAAAGGACACUCCAUUUGACACUGCCGAUAUUCCCUCCUUUAAAGAUGAAGGUGCUGAACAACCUCACUAUGCAGACCUCUGGCUUCUGAACGACUUGAAAUCCAGUGAUCCUUACAGGUCCUUGUCCAAUUCAAGCACUGCUACGGGUACUACAGUCAUAGAGUGCAUCAAGUCACCAGAGAGCUCUGAAUCCCAGACAUCCCAGUCUGGGUCACGAGCCACCACCCCAUCCCUCCCUUCCGUUGAUAACGAGUUUAAGCUGGCCUCCCCUGAGAAGCUGGCAGGGUUAGCCUCGCCCUCCAGCGGGUACUCCAGCCAGUCAGAGACACCCACCUCUUCUUUUCCGACCGCUUUCUUUUCAGGACCUUUGUCUCCAGGGGGAAGCAAGAGGAAGCCAAAAGUACCAGAGAGGAAAUCGUCACUACAGCAGCCGCUCUCGAAAGACGGCAGCACCUCGGUGAGCAAAGACCUCGAACUUCCGAUUAUACCUCCUACUCACCUCGACCUAAGUGCUCUUCACAACGUCUUGAGCAAGCCCUUCGCUCACAGGCACCAGCUGCAUGCCUUCAGCCACAGCAAGCAGAGCACAGCAGGGGAAGCCCUGCAUCCCAGCCCUCCCUCCGCCCUUGCCAUCACGCCCUCUGUUCUCAAGUCUGUCCACCUCCGGGCAGUCAACAAGCCUGAAGGAGGGAAACAGAAGGGCAGCACUCCAGACCUGCUCUGCAUACAGGAGACCGCCUUGAUGGCAACUGACAUUUCUCCAGGCAAAAUGAGGCCGCUCUUAGCUAAGAAACCAGUAUCGCGCCAGUAUUCCACGGAGGAGGCCAUAAUGUCAUACGUUGACGAUUCCCCAGCAGAAGUGGGCCCCAGUAAGCUGCCUUUAGAGAAAAGCUCCUCUUUCAGUGGGCAGAAUAACUGUGAGCAAGAAGCUGUAACUUCAGCCAGCAUGGGCCUGGUUGCAAUCAAACCUGGGAAGGACCAAACGCACCCAGCCGCUGAGUGCUUGCCAGAAAGCGCUCUGAAUCAGAUGUGUGCCAUCUCCACGGACGGGUUUCAGAAGGGCUCGGCUGUCCUCACAGGCGAUGAUGAAGCAAAGAAACCCGGCCAGGGAGCAGAAACAGAGCGCAACCUUCAGCAAGUGCAGGCUCAGCGAGAGCUCUCAGCAGGCAGCAAGGGGAGGCAGGAAGCUGGGCCUUUGGGCGAAAGCCCAGCUCAGGUCGAGGGAGCGGCCAUCAGCGAUCAGCUCAAGCACCGACCCGAUGUAAGCCACCGUGUGCCUGGGAAUAUCGGCUAUGAAGCAGAGAUAGCAGCAGUGAAUUCACUCGGCAAAGUGGCAAGUGGCAAGCAGGAAAAUGAUAUCGCAUCAGGUAUCCCAACCAAAAGUGCCUCUGAUGACAGCAGGGCGGACGAGACAGCGGGCAGUGUGGACGAGCCUUUGCUGAAAGAAUCUUCUCCAAGCGACGAGUCCAUCAUGUCUCCGCUGAGUGAGGAGCUGCAGGCUGAUGCUGAGGAUGUCUUUGUGUCUCCAAACAAACCCCGCACUACGGAGGAUCUGUUUGCAGUCAUUCACAGAUCAAAAAGGAAAGUUCUUGGGAGAAAGGAUUCUGGAGACCUUUCUGUAAGAAACAGAUUGAGAGCUUCGUCUGGGACUAGCAGCCAGCCCCCCUCCAGCAGCACGCUGCCUGCCAGCAACAUGCCACCGGCCGGCAGCGUGGGCGCUCCCAUUAGCAGUCAGAGGUCCCCUGGGCUCAUAUACAGGAAUGCCAAAAAGUCCAACACAUCCAAUGAGGAGUUUAAACUACUGCUUCUUAAAAAAGGCAGCCGAUCUGAUUCCAGCUACAGGAUGUCCGCCACGGAAAUUCUGAAAAGUCCUAUUUUGCCCAAGUCUCCGGGAGAGCUGAUGGCAGAUGCCCCCCAAAGCCUGGAGGAGUCUCCGCCUGCGGCGAGCCCCGAUGCGUUGUCCCCGCUCUCCCCCUGCUCCCCCAGGGUCAAUGCGGAAGGAUUCUCCUCCAAGAGCUUUCCCAUGUCAGCGUCCUCAAGAGUGGGGCGCUCACGGGCACCUCCAGCAGCCAGCAGCAGCCGGUACAGCGUGCGCUGCAGGCUGUACAACACUCCAAUGCAGGCCAUCUCUGAAGGAGAGACAGAGAACUCGGACGGCAGCCCUCAUGACGAUCGAUCUUCUCAGAGCUCAGCGUAGGCUGCGUGGGCGCCAUGGCCAGGCUGCCAACACCACUCGGGCUCUGUAAGGAUAUAAGAGGCCAACGCUGUAGCAUUCAAAAAAAAAAAAAAAAAGAAAAAUGUUGCAGGGCAAUAUUGAUGCUUAAAAGUGUUUGUAAGAUGCUGGGGAAACAGAGGACUACAGCUGUAGCUAUUUAUUACGUUAUAUUUUCUAAAAGGAGGCAGAUACACUAUGUUCUGUUUUCUUUUGGCUUCAUUUGGUUUAUCCCACUCUCAUUUCCGUUGUCACUGUAAAUUUCAAGGCUAUACACUUUCCAUAGAGUUAAAAGUGACUUUGGGUUGGUUUUUUUCCAGAAUCUGCAAGUCCCUCACUGUAGUGCUUCCCUAGGGAGAAAAAAAAAAGAAAAUGCUCUUGAGGAUUGGUAUUUUUCUACACUAAAAUGAGCUGAAACAAAAUUUAGAAGAAAUUAACAAAACAUAUGUAAAUACCAUAUUUUUGAUAAAAAUUUGUAAAUAGAACUAUCAAAAAGUGGACGUGGCAAACAAUUUACUGCAUAACAACUUUCUUUAUAGAAGACAAAAGAAGUCAAAUGUAAUAACUGUAUUCUGUGAAUACCAUUUUCAUAUCAAACAUAAAAAAUUCACAUGGCCACCGAUAACCACUUUCAGUGCGAUAAGCCUGAAGGACAACAUUGAGCAGUGGAAUGGAGGAAUUCUCCGCCUUAGCUAAGGAAAUGGAAAGGCUGACUGCGAUUGAAGUAACCAUUUGUCUUUCCAAGGCAGCUCUGAAGAAGCUAACUGGAAAGCACAGCUGGGAGGGUUACCGUGAGGAUGGGUGGGGAAGGCAAGCGUGCUUCCGACAGAACAAAGUCAUGUCUGAUACAAAGCCCCAAAGGAUCCCAUCCCACAGCCUCCCCUGGGCCUUUAUUCUUGCAGGGAUUGCUUCAGAGAGAAUAGAUGUGAGAAGAAAUAGUGCUUAACUUUCAUAUUCCUAUUAGGCUAUUGGGAUACAGAACACGGUCAUAACCUCGUAACUAUAAUCUUUAAACAUGCUUAGUUUCUGGUUCGUAAAGGAAACAAAUAAAUUAUAAGCAUGCUAGAAGCGCUUUUGAUUUAUCAGUAAAUAUCCGCGAUGAGUUUUCAGUGAAGCUUUCUCUUUGUGCUGAUGAGAUUCAUGCUACCUAAAUAUUUACAAAAAUGACACUGUGAAAACGUAGCUGGGAAAUAGGUAUGUGUAUGCAUUAUUUAUAUUCAUUGAUGAGCUGGGAAGGGGAGAGCUCCGGUUCAUUGUGCCAGCCACAUACAGUUGGGAUCUUGUCUGGGUUUACCAGAAACGUGGAAUAGGGUGGGGGACUGGGGUGGGGUGGGAAAGGAGACAAAUCAAAGCAGCUGCUUUGAUACCAAUGAAGGCAGGGAAAUAAAAGCUGAAUUACUUGAAGUUACUUGAAUUUUCUCGUCUUAAAACUGCAAGAACAUGUACUUUUAAAACUUAACCCGUGAAUCACUUUAUACUUUUAAUUUUUUAAACAGAAUAAAACCAACAGGCCUGAUUCUCCUGUGGGUCACCACAGUUUCCAUCAAUGUAGCGCCAUCCGUGCUACUCAGAGAACAAGGCCCUCUUUGUCCAAAAUUGAUGCAGUUGGUGUUGGUUGCUGUAGGAUAUGGUUUGGAAUAGAGGAAAGGUCAGUGCAGAGAAAAUAGUGCGAGGAGGAAUGUGGUGUGCAGUAGGACAGGUCGAGUAGGAUGGCAGAAAGAGUGUACUUUGGUACUAAAGAAAUCAACUAAAAGCUGGCUUUAAGCAUAAGUAAAUGAUAGGGAAGCAGAAUGUGUGAAAUCAGUUUUUACCAUUUUUUUUGCUUUUAAUCAUGUAAUGCAUAAAGCUGAGAGUUUUUAAAAGUGGGCAGAGCAUGUUUUAAAGAGGAAGGUUCUACCUAAAACUGUUAGGAAUUUAAGGAGUCUGAGCAAGUCAGAACGGUUUAACAAAUCCCAAAUGUUAUUCUCCAUAAGGUUCACAUAUGAUUUUGUCUAGUACUUACCACAAGAAAUAUAUUAUUAAGAGUUUCCUACCGUCCUCCUGUGUAGCCUGGUUGCAUUUGGUGCGCGAGGUAGAGGCACCGUGCAUGUGGUAUGUGCGUUGGGAAGAGGGGUGGUCCAUCAGCUGAAGGCCUGCAAAAUGGGGAAGUCUAAAUAAUCUAGAAGUCUAAAAUAGUUUUCAAAAAGGUAAUGGGAGCAAGGGUUUGGAAACAAAAGGCUAAUAAUAUUAGUAGCUUAGUUGAGAAAAUAAGUCUGAACACAAGUGAAGUGAAUGAAUGAGAAAUGUUUUAAGAGGAAACGUUUAGCAUAUAACAAACCACUUUCUGGAGAACAUGAGUAAAGGAAGUUUAGAUAUUGGGCAGAAAAUCCUUAGUUUGUCAUCUUCAGUCAUUUUCCUUAAAAAUUUUACCGGGAGCACUUUUACAACAUGUCUAAUAGUCCUGAGUUAAAUAGUCAUUCAAAACUGUAAAGAGAAUACAGCUGAAUUGACUUUGAUGAUAUCACUUUUUAUUACUAAUCCAUAAUUUAAUAGAGACCAUAAAUAAAUAUCUAUACACUAAAAAAAUUUUUUUUUUACUGGAAUGGUGAGGCAAUACUUCACGUACAGAACGGCCACAGAACAAUCCCAUUAAAAUAUAGUCUUACUUCUUUUGUUUAAUUUCCUAGUUUAUAUUUAGCAGAUUGAAACCCAAAUAAAGAGAGAUUCACUAUGAAGAAAAGAGCUUGUAGCAAAUGUGGGAGUCAGAAGAUGCAUGGCGGGGACCCCUGUAGUGUUGCAGGCGUGCCAUUAAGGCACCAGAGGACAAGCUGUAGAGUGAAGGGAACAUCACUCACCUCUUGAGACAGGGUACAGUACAUGCAUCAGGUAAACUGCUGAACUGUCAUUUUAACCUACUGUUCCGUUGUUUGCACUGAUGUUAUGGAAAUGAUUUCUGAAGUUAUACAGCUGUGUGUUCUGAAAAAUAACAUUGUCCCACUUUUUUUUUUGUUGUUGUUGUUGUUGUGGCAGUGUAGAGGACAUGGAAUAGUUGUAGCAAAUAAAGCAUAUGUUUGCUUUUGCCAAAGGUCAGUGAUUGAGUGCAUUUGCUGCAAUGGUGGCAGAUAGAGAAAUACUGUAGGUUAUGACUUAAAGAAUUUAAAAAAAAAAAAUUAAGAAGGUUACAGUGUAACUAUUUUGGUACUAGCACCAGUUCAUGCUGGCAGAAAAGACAAUGGUUUAUGGACUUGCAUCCAUUUUGUAUUUUUGUAAUAUUUGUAAAUAUGAACUUUUUAAAUUGUUGCAAAGAUGGUUUCUUUUGUAAAAUGUUUUCAAAGUUUACAUUAAAUCCAAGCCUUUGUAUAUUUUAGAGCUGUGCAACACUUUAAGUCUUGUAUUUAUUUUUAGUAAAAACAGUGACAGUUUCAUUGUGAACCCCUCUCAAAAAAAUGUGUCGGAGAAGUUUGAUUACCUAGAAAGUGUGUAUAGAAACUGCAAAUAAACGUGACUGCAAUUAAAUCA